Porites lobata is the source of this 10468-nucleotide messenger RNA. Lineage: Eukaryota; Metazoa; Cnidaria; Anthozoa; Scleractinia; Poritidae. The record is from the annotation of a GenBank genome assembly.
UUGGAAGCAGGAACAUGGAGGACUAAAAGUGUCGAUUGUUUUGAACUUGUGUCACGUUCUUCAGUGGCUGUGAUUUCACGAGAAGAUGUUGAAUCACUUCAGACAUCCAAUUUCCGCUUUUUUAGAAUGCAGAAAGAACUUUUAAGCGAUGAAUUUAAUCAAUCUGGAUGCAUUCAAAAUGAUCCUGUCCUGCACAAAUUGUUUGAAGAUGCCAUAGCGGUCCUGCGUCUUGCUGGAGCUGAUGACAAUUCUGUUGGUAAAAAUUAAGCUAUUUAAUAUGAAAUGUUGCUCUCCGUUUUCCUUGAUCUUGUGAGGCAGGAACCGAACCAGUAAACCGAUCGGAGAAAUACUUGCCCUUCUUGUGAGGUGUUUGAAGAGUGCGCACAGAAGCUUACCCCUCCCCCUCCCCCCUAGGCUAAAAACUAUUGUACCUAAUAGGUAAAAGAAUGUUUCCUUGGUGUCACUGAAACAAGUUUAUUGAAAACUGCGUAUCUAACAAGACAUAAGUAAUUAUUACUUCUCGAUUUUCACAGUGGAUGUCAGAUUCGCGGGAUGCACAAUAUCACUCUUUUAUUUUAUGACAUCACAAUCAAUCACAACAAUGAUUUGUUCUACGCAUUCCAUCACACUGCAUUCUGUUCCACACUAUAGGUUUUGCUGGUCAAAGAUUCAAAGAUGUUUGAAGAUAAGGAUUCUUUCAAGUUAUUUUGAUUGUACAUGUCAGACACACGUAAUUUUAAUGUGAAGUAAUAAGUUUUGUUUUUUGUAGAGGAAAGCAAAGCCUUGUUCAAAAGGCAAUAAAAUAGUAAUGAAGCAAUGUUUUGCAACCAAAAGAAAUUUCCAACUAGACCGAAGCGUGCCAUUCACGUUUCCACUACAGUUUUGCUCAUUUCUCCUUUUAUAAUAUCUUAUUACACACUCAGUGAAUAGUAAGAAGAAAAGAUAUAAGCAAUUAUCACAAGCCGUUUUAAUUGCGUUCAAAGAUCGUCAAAAGGCUUUAUGACAAUGUAACAUAAAAGAGAAAUUCAUCACAGACACAUUAAAUUGAGGGUUUCAACUACCCUCAACAAACUUCAUGCAACCAAAAAGCCCAUUGAUCGGAGUUCGGUAUAUAAAGGCAAUGGGUGUGCAACGACUUGUGGUAAAUAAUCUUCUUCAUUGUGAUAGGAAAAAUCAAGAUGCAUCGUGGGUAGAAAUUGAAAAUUUUUGUCCCUGUGCAGAUUAAGACUGCCGCCUUGCUCGCUCAGUUCAGGCUCACUAACGCAGGGCAGCAAUAAAAAAAAAACAUACCAGUAGAUAAGGUUUCGUAUAUCUUUUGAUCAAUGCUAGUCAUUUUGUCAUUUAUCACAGUGUUUUGACUGAUGAAGUUGGAGGUUUUAAGUGCACCAAACACUAGAAAUAACUCCCUUUGUAAAAAAAAAACAAGCAAACAAACAAAGAAUCAAACAGUGACCCAAUUAUAUUCUCAAAACUUGCACCACACAUUAAAUUAGUAAUAAAUUAACAGUCCUCUACAGUUAAAUGGAAGUUACAAUAAUAUUUACUUUGUGUACUUAUUUGACUCAAAACCAGCAGGGCACAAAAUAUCAGAAGAAAGAUACCAAGAAUCUCAGCUGCAGCAGGGAAGGAGCAGGCGGAAGAAAAGACAACCUGAACAGAAGAAUGAAAAGCAAGCUGAGAGGAUGCCAGUGAUAACAAAGUCAAAAAGAAGAAAACUGGAAAGGAUAAAAGCUCCAGUGGUGCUUUUGAGAAAAAUGAGGGGAGUUGAGGGUAAGUAAAUAGACACAGGGCUGUCAUUAAAAGGCGGGCGGGGCCGGGGAUUUUCCCCAGCUACUAAGAACGUGGCCCCUGGCUACUUUCAUAGGAAAAUAGCUGCCUUGCACCCAGAUGUCUCUCUCUCUAUGAAAAUGUGCGCGCAAAGGAAGGUGGGAAGGAGACAACGGGUGAGUCAUCGCUUUACCUGCCAUCUGUACCCUUCCCAUGGUCCCUUGCGGUUCAUCACCAGUCGCUCCUCUACUUUGCGAAAAACGAAGCGCCUGAGGAGGAGGCUGGGAAAAAAGAAGAAAAACAGAACCAAAAGAAAUCCCUAGCUGUUUGAUUUCCCACCGACUUGUUGUAUUUACCUGGCAACUUGAAAUCUUAGUGACAGCCCUGUAGUCAGCAUAUGUUUAGAAAUAACAUAAGAAAAAAAAAUUCAACUUUGUUACAAAAAAUUCAUAAAACUCUUCCCAGUACUGUAAACUGCCGCUUAUACGCCCUGGGCUUUGACGACUUGGUAAGGGGUUUUAGGAGGGCUUAUAAAUGGAGGGGCUUAUAUUGGAUUGGGCUUUACUGGAAUAGAAAAAAGUGCUAUAGCAGUGCUGAUCAAAAUAAGUUUUGCAUGUAUAGGUUUUCAGUUAAGCUUUGAAAUGUCAAAAUAUCUUGUAUUCAUUUCAAAACAAGCUAGAGGGGGGCACUUAUAGCUGGGGGGUGCAUAUAUAUUAGUUGUAUUUUUUGUUACAGGUACUGUCAACUCCGUUUUAGGGGGAGUUUAUUUCAGUCAAAUUUCUGUGAUUUAUUUUACCUGGGAUUUAGCUGCUGUCUGUAUUAUCGGGGUGUCUGUUAUAGCGGGGUGUCCGCAAGGCCAGAGCUGACUGUAUAUGGGCCUAUAAGUGGGAGGAUGAAUAAGCAAGGGGGGUGGGGUGCUUAUAAGCAGCAGUUUAGGUACCAUUUCUUUGACUGAGAAGGAUUAAAUCUUUUAUUUGCAACUUAGAACUGAGAAGACCUUACAGUAAAAGUGCUGUUAUGGUUGAUGAUUUGUUGAACUUGUUGUACCCUUAUAGUUCCUUCAGAAGAGGAGCAGAAGAGUUCUGUGGAGCAGAUGUUGAAAUAUAUCAACCAGUUGCCUUCCCAAGAAACAUUCCAACCACCUCCAUUACCAUGUGUCUCUUUAUCAGUGGAUGAAAAUGAUGUUAAGUACCAUGAUCUUACCAUUCAAAAGAAAUAUUAUUCAAAAUAACUUGCCUAAAGUGAAUAUUAAGUAUUUAUAAUGAAAAAUUAGAUACCCCUCCCCUCCAAUAAUGCUUUUUGGGUGGGAGGGGAGGGGUGAGGGCAGUAAGGGGAGGUCAGUUUCGGUCCUCCAUGUUUUUCCCAAUAGUGUUUAUCAGUCAAGUUUCUCUAGAUACACUGUAGACAUACAGAUGUUGAACCCAAGACCAGUGCUUCACACAGAUGACUGCACGCAACACACAAAGAAGGGACAAUAUGUCAUGCGUACUACUAUUUUGUUGCAUCUAUGUUUUAGCCCUGUCAAAAUAAGCUGGCAGCCCUCCAUUUCGCUUCUUCCAGUGGAAUAAUUAUUUGCUGCUUGUUCAACACUCUACUCUGACUUCAUUUUAUCCUGCCUACUACUCCAAAACAUUUGGACUGCACUAAUUUUUGUACAGGACAUUGCAUCAUAACCCUUGUUUUUCAGUAACUGAUUGCCCGGUCACUUUUAAAGAUCUGGGAGUGUUUUUGCAUUUCUGUGUUGUUUUGGAUAGCAAUAAAUGACUGCAAUUUGUUUUUGUGUGGUUCUUUUCUUGUCUUGCUUGUUUUGUUUCAUAUAAAAAGGAAACCAUUGAUGUUAUGGAACAUAAACCAGACUCUAAUGGAAGAAUCCAAGACUGUACUUACCUGUCAAGUGAAAAAGAUGUUGGGCUUUGGAAAAUGCUUGUUGCAUCACCAACCAAUCGUAAUGUUUUUGUGGGAGGCUUGAGUCAAGGUGUGACAUCUGAAAUUUUGCGCACAGCAUUUGAAGCCUUUGUUUUAAAAGGAGAAGAAAAAAAUCAUCUUAAGGUAAUGGCAACAUGAUAUUGUCAAGUGGUCAAAAAUUAAACAAUUAUUGGAACUAAAUUUUAGUGAAAAUGAAUUGCUUUUACACUUUUGCCUGUGUAUUUCUUCCGCUGAAAUAUUCCCAUGGAAUAACAUACUACAAUGUUAACCUUUUAUGCUUUGUCACAUUUCUCUUUAACAAACUGCGUACAAAAAUGUCAACUUAAGGUUGUUUGGUACUUAUUACUAGUGAAAGUAAUCUGCAAGCAAGCGUGAUGCUUGUGACCAUAUGAUACAAAUUAUACAAGCUGCAAGGAUGUACAAUCAUAAACCACAAACAAACAUAUAUAAACCUUUUAUCCCCAAAUUCUGAUUGAUACAUCAGCAUUUCAUGACUAAAAUUAAAGUAAACAAAGGUAACAAAUCAUGAUGUUGAUUCAGUUUAUGAUAUUUAGGUUCAUUUUUGUUGCAGGCACAUGUAGUAAUGGAUACCGUUAGGCAGCAGUCCAAAGGGUAUGGAUUUGUAACUUUUCCUUGUAGGAGAUCCACAGAGCUGGCCUUGAUAUGGUGAGGGGUGAUCUUUAUUGUGACAAAAAACAUAGGCUGUUUGGCCGGUAUGCCUCUAUGGAUAUAGCUAGUAAAACUAGUCUUCUAUAUAUAGGGCCCAAAUUACAGUCAAUAUUGUUUAGUACAAUCACAGCUAACCACCACACCCUGUAGGAUGACAAGUUGACCUUGUGAAAAAGAUUCAAACUGGUAGUAAGUGGCUAAAACAUCGUGAUCUUAUCAUAAAUGUCUAAUUUAAUAGCAGGGAUGUCAUGUUAAGGGCUGGGGGGGAUAUUGGGUACUAUAUGAACAUUACCCCAGCCACUUACAUGGGAAAACAGAAGAAAAAAGGUAUGAAAAGAAAUCCCUGGCUGUUUUAUUUCUGGCCUGCUUGCAGUGUCCUGACCAGGCAAUUUGAAAUCUUAGUGACAGUCCUGUGAUGACAUUACAACAUGUUUCUGAACCUGUAAUACUGGUAGUUAUGUAAACUAUUAUUUUGUGUAUGAGCAGUAUGCAGGAUUUUGAAAUCCAUGGUCAUGCAAUGCAGUUAGGAUGGGGACAGGAGAACAGAAAAGAGAAGUUGUCAAAUGUUGCAGGAGACUCUAGAGUCAUCGUUAAAGACCAGAAGCAUCUUAGUGACAAGGUGGGGGGUUAACCUUCUAAAGCUAAGAGUUAAAAAGUUAGAAUUUAAAUUGUUUUUGAUUCACAAAUUUCUUUGUCUUCCUUCACAAAUUCUUCAAGAUUAUGAUAAAUUAGGGUUAGGAGAUAAGGGAAACUGAAACAUUUAUUCAUAAUCAUGAAUCAUUAGAACCUUAAGGAUUUCAUCCACAGACUCAAAAGUUGGAACCUGCACCUAGUACAACAUGAUAAAACGGUACUACAGAAAAGUACUGCUCAUUAGCUUUCGUUUAAAUGGUCACACUUUAGGAUUUCAUCCACAGACUCAAAAGCUAGUACUUAGUUACGCUGUAUUGUUUUGUGUUACAAGCAAUGAUACGAAAUGUACCAUGGAAUGAUGUCUUGCAACAAAUUUCUCACCUGUUUUCCUUAGGUGUUUGUGAAAAGCAAUGGGAAUGUCAUUUCUGAUACAGUUUAUUCUGAUGCUGUAGACCCUUCAUCAAAGUAAGCCCAACAAAUUAAGAGUGAUUUUGUGUCGUGCUUAUUCGUAUUAAUCAACAACAAUAAUGCGCAUGGUAAAUAUUUGUACAGGCAGUCAUCAAAGAGAUGUUUAUCAAGGUGGGAUCAAGAAACACCAAAAAAAUAUCAAAGAACGAAGGAAUUGACAGAGCUGGAUCCACCAAGAGGUGGUCCUAGCGAGGAAAGAUGUAUGUUAGAUGCGUGUCAACUGACCUCAUUGUCUGACGGUCAACUAGAUCAUUCAAAGUCAGCAGCAAAGUAAGUGAAGCCAAGAGUAUCAUACUUGUGGUGGUGUGUCGGGGGGGGGGGGAUACAAAGGUUUGGUUUAUCAGCUCAGUUGGGAAGGUAGGUAGAUGGCCACCGUAGGGGGAUUUAGAGACUCGUUUUGAAAUCGGCUGCUAGACAAGAGUAUGGUAUUUUGGCAAAUAAAUGUCCUGUCUUUUUAACCGUUUUUGGUCACAAGGGGUGGGGGGUACUAAUUUAAAGAAAGCGGUUGUUUGAAGAAGGCGGCUUUUUUAGACACCUAAGCGAGACGACUGAGAUGACUAAUCAUAUGGGAGUUCCCCGCCGUUGCCUCGGAGCCAAGAGAGUGGGAAUUUUUCCGGCCCCCUCCUUUCUUUCUCGCUGUUUUAAUAGAAGGGAUAUAACAAGUUUAGUUUCGCCAUUUCUCGACAGCGUACAGUAUAUGAAAUGACCAUCCAAACGUACAACACAAACUGAAACAUAACGCUUACUACAGUCUCAGUCAAGAUUGUUGGGACACUUAACUGUCCUCUUGCCCUGUGCAAGAUUUGGUGAGUUCACUGCGGUAAACAACAUUGAGAGGACGAGGAGACGGGCCAGAAAUAAAAAAACAGCGUUAGGUGGAAGUGUCCCGAAUAUUUUUGUCUGAGACUGUAGUUCUUGUUUCCGUUCACUGUUGUUUACCUCAGCUCAAGGUUGCUUGAAGUAGUAAGUAUUGUUGAUUGUUUUGUUUUCACAGUGAAAACGUUAGCGGUAAAAGGGAUGAGACCCCGAGAAGAGUUAUUCAGUGGCUUACACACGACCAAAAAAUGACACUGGUAAAGACUGUCUGUUCCCUUAGAAUUGUGCGUUUUACCACCCACGUUCAAACCUUUCACAGCAAAUGAGGUUGCAAGUUGCGAGAAUACUGACUUCUGGAUAUAUAAUUAUCCGGUAGUCACGCCAUAUACGGGCGUUUUGUCACUUGCUUCGAAACAAGUUUGCCUUGGGCUGGUAAAAAUCGCAAAAUGUACAGAUUUUCUUGCAAAAAAAGUACUAUUCUCUGCUUUCUCCAACAACUUUUCGCAACCAGUAACCUAAUUUAUUGCAACGCGGGUGGUAAAACGCACAACAUCACUUUCCAUCUCGUUUCGCAGCAAUGUUGCAAAAUAAACUGCACGUGUUUGUUGCCCUAGCCACCGAUUGCACGUGUUUGGUUUUGCAGACUUAUCUGUUGUACGCUUGACGCUACAGGAUUCCCCUCGCCCGCCACCUUUAAGGUACUUUCCCAUGCUUGGCAACGAUUUUCGUGCUUUCCCAUGACUGUAUUUUUGAAUCUGUCAUAAGUGUGCGUGUUUGUAUGCAGGGACUUUCUCAAUAACAGCUCCCAAACUUUCUCUUUUGCUACAAGAUUGAUGUAGUUUAUAAGUAAGGUAGUAUUAUUGGUCGUCAAUGCGCAUGCACGGAAAUGCAAUUGACCCACUUGUUUUGCGUAGGGAAGGAAAAAACAAGGCAAGAGCAUUGUUUAGUAACUCUGAAAGGUUCACCAAAGUCUUUCUAUUUUGCAGUUGAAAACCGUUUGCUCAAAUCUUCGCGCCUUCAGUGUGCGAGGUCAUAUUGGAGUGUUUGGUCUUCAUUACGAAGCGGACAACAGCCGACUCUACGUAGUAUGCGCCAAGCACAUCACAGAAUCACAGUUGGUGAAUGAAUUCUCAGUAUUUGGCGCUGCUCAAGUUAAAUUGAAUAUCGACUCUAAUGGCUUGUCCAAGGUAUAUAUUUUAGUACCUUUUGCUUGACCAAUCAGUGCUUAACGGUUUCUCUCGUCAGUGUCAUUUGCCCAUUCUUACAACGACUGAGGCAACGGAUUUUCCGAAGAUUUCUGAAUAAUUUCGAAGUUUUUCUAGGAAAGAUUGAAAUUGUUUUCAUUUUUGACCAACACGUGAAGUUGUAGGAACUAAACAUUUUCCACAAAUUCUCAAAGUUCUGAUUCACUAACUUUCCAGAUUAUUUGAAUCAGUCUUAGUUUACACAAAGCUGAUUGCUAUAAUUUAAGGUCUUCAGUAGCCCCAACUAUCAGAGUUCCUACUAAUGAAAGGAAAAUAACAUUCCUUGUCAAUCUGUUUUUCUGUUUUAGGGUUGUGCCUUUGUUCAGUUUCCAAACGGAAAGUGUGCUGAAAAAGCCAUCAAAGAGCUUCAUGGAAAGGUAACUAAGCGAGGUACAUAAAGAUAAUGCCAAAAAAGUUGCCUUAUUUGUAAACCUUGCAAGUAGCCUAAGAAAACAGCCGACAUUUCGCGACGCCACCAAUGGUUACCCUGCCAGAUGAUGUCUGAGAAAAGAGCGCAGAAAUUCAAUACUGGUGACGUGUCAGAUCUGGGUGUUACUUCUGAUUGGUUGCGCGAAAUUUGCUUCAACCAAUCAGAAGCACUUUCCAGAUCCACGUCUGGGUAGUGGCACGUCAUCAAUAUAAAAUUUCUUCGUUAGUUCCUCAGACGUCAUUUCGGCUCUCAGACGACAUUUCGGUGUCGUUGCAAAAUGUAGUCUGUUUCGCCCUGGGGACGAGGUUGUUUUGUUUCCCAGGCUACUCCGCGAGUAACGAUGAGAGUUAACCCCAAAGGUUAAGAAGUCGACGUUUUUUCUCCAUCGACGCUGUUUUGUACAGUCGUCAGGUUACGGUGAAAACUGCCAGAAUCUUGAUCGUUCCCGUCUUCGUUUCUUCCACCAACGAAUUACUGAAAUAAUUGACACAGUUUAAUACCUAGGAUAACUUACCUAAGAUUUUUACUUUUUUGUCAAGCUUAUUAGAAUUUAAAGUCAACCCAAAUACAAAUCCGUCGAUCCUAAUUGACGAUCCUUGCGUCGAACGUCUUAUGCUCUUGAUAAUGGCAAUCAGACUAAUACACUGAUGUAUAGAUUCUGUGAAUCAAUGUCAACUUUAACAUUUGAGAUAUUUAAAUAUUAAAAACCUGGCCGAAACGUUUCACAACCACUAUCAUUUCUUUGAAAUAUGAAUAACGGUUAAGAAAUUUCCGUUCAAAACCACUUAACAUGAAGGUUCAAAACAAUGCUAAUCCCCUAAAAACUUUUCUCUGUUCGUGCCCUAAUUCUUGAGGCGGACGUGAGCGUUUUUUAGGGAGAAUGGGUAAUUACACCAUUUUGUAGACUAAAAUCCUAGAGCAGUCUCUUCUAGUUCUCAAAUUUUCUUUUCCCGAAAAUAGUCCGUCAGUCUCUUUUUCUGUAGUCCGUCGAGCAAAACGCGAGACACGCGAAUGGCCACGCGCGAGACGUUGUUCGGGAAGCGAAACUCAUAACAACGUACUCGCCGCUGCACUCGACGGACUCACUAGGGAGGUUAAGCAACAACGACGGCGACAAGAACGGUAAAAAAGCAAUAGGUUGAAUAGGCAAAACAACAACUUUGCACGUGUAUCACGCUUUUUUGUACAUUUCUUUGCCGUCACUACAGGACCACAGUACGACGGGAAACUGCCUAAUUUUUACGGAAUAAGAGCAAUGAAUUUUGAAACAGCGCGGUAAAUUCACUUUUUUAUGGCGCGUUUUCGCCCCUGUCGUCGUCAUCUCUUAAACUCACUCCGCGGUACUGUUGACUACAGGCCGACACUACCUCGUUUGAUUCGCACUUUGGUGGGCUCGCAGAAACUACAGAGCCUGUAAACAAGCUCUUCACUUUACUGCGCGUAUCGUAGCCUGCGAACAGGGCCUCGUGGAACGUGGUGUCGACUUCUCUUCGCGAGACUGUUUUGUUCUUCGUCCAUUGUAGAAGGCAUGAUACGUGACCAUAUGUGGGAUACAAGUGAAUGUAGAUACUAAUCUGUUCGCGCGCGUUGUUUUUGUACCGAUUUCAGCCCAGCAUGACAAAAAACGCGGAUCGAAAUCCCCGCAUUCUGAUUGGCCAACGCGAUCUUAGCAGUGGGGGAUUUUCGUUAAAAAGUACGUUAGACUUGCGCUACCCUUGUGCACCACACGGGAACCACACGGGCACCCAACGACUUAUUUCUAUAAAAUAACUGUACGAAGGAGCAAAUAUUGCCUAAUUCUAAAGCUCAAGACAGGCCUAAAUUUCUGGAUGACUGAGUUAUUCGUCUAAUUUAUUCGUAGCCUGUUCCAGGCGUUCACCCCCUCUACUUUUCAUCGCUUUCUUUACUUCGCACCGUUCUCCACUAUCUGAACGCUUGGAACGGGCUUCUCAACUAUCUGAAACGCAAAAUGCGAGUGAUUUUGAAAUCUGGCUAAAAUAUCCAUUAGCAAACGUUUGCGAGUUUUUCAUUCAUGUCUCCCAAGUAAAAUUUUCGUUUUUAUUGGCUAUGGAAAAAAUUAUUACAUUUGCUUUAACAUCAGACAAUUUUCGUUUUUAAAUUUUACAUCACAAGCAAAUUUCAUCACCACCCCUCGUUUUUAAAUCGUACAUUUUCAUUUUGCGAACUUCCAAGGCAGUAUAGACAAAAUACCCAUUUGAAAAAAGAAUGCAAAUGCGAAUGAGUCUUGUCAGUGAAAUUGCUUGUCUUAAGUAAACAAGCAGAAGGAAGAUUGUUUUAAAUCUCUGGCCAUUUCAUUUCCAGCAAGGUCCUAUGGAUUGUUAGGAAUGAUUCUUAUCAAAAGCAUAUAUGCUUCUGUCCCUAUCCAUACAAUCACUCAAAAAUUAAUCACUUUUAUGAAUUACAGGUUGUUGGUGGUAUGCCCAUGAAAGUGAUGAUAGCUGAGCCAAAGGUUUGCAAAGGGUCAAGGACAAAGAAGAGCAGUUCACACAUGUGA